Lecanosticta acicola is the source of this 2436-nucleotide messenger RNA. The record is from the annotation of a GenBank genome assembly. Lineage: Eukaryota; Fungi; Ascomycota; Dothideomycetes; Mycosphaerellales; Mycosphaerellaceae.
AUGCCUAAUAGAUUAUCCAAACUCUUCUCGUCCUCCGAGGCGAAGGAGAAGGAAGCUCUUGCAGAAACGGAUCGUAACCGCUCGAACGACUCGCCACCACCUGGGUAUCAAGAGCAGCCACCAGACUAUGACCGCGAGAAUAUACUCAAUCCUCCCGACAUCACGGCCGGCUUUAACAAUUUGCACAUCUCAGAAUCCAAAAAUGGCUUCCCGCAACCUGAGGAAGCGAUCGCUCACCUGAAAGUGCUGGAAUGUUUCUAUCGCUUGAAGCAGUCGGUUGGUUCCCGCGAUGGCCUUUUCGGUAUCAACGACAAAGUGGUCACUGGGCAUGGACUGCCUCAGACAGAUAAUAUUAGCGAACUGCUGGCGAACCUUGCCGAGAAGCGAUGGGCCAUCUACUUGCAACGAGCAGUCGAUCGAUUUGAGGUCUGGUGGAAUGCUGUCACGCCAAACGCGCGUAUGAUUGACCGUGGGACUCUUGAACGCUCCGGCAAAGCUGGUACUCUCCUUAAGCCGGCACACAUGAAUGGACAGGCGAUUAUGCUUGACAUGACCAACAUACCCCCAGCCGACGUGCUCAUGGUCUGGCACUCGUAUAUGCUCAAUCCGCGCGCUUAUCUGGAGGACUGCAUUCGAUACGGCAGAAUGCCGCUGUGGCACACACCUAUGCCAUGGCAGGUUGUGUCGCAGUGCAUCAACUCCGAGACGUUCGCCUUUGAAGCAACGCCGGAAGCCCAAGCCUCUUUCACUAGCCUCACUGGUCUCCCAUGGCACAAUCUCGAAGACGUCAACUCGAAGAGAGUCAUCUGCCCUAGUUGUAACAUGCAAGAUAACUGGGCUGCUUGGACAACAUGCUUUGACUAUGCACCUUCCACUCAAAUCACCAAUGAGAAGGUCCUUGGGGGUGUCAUCGACGACAUGCUGUCUUCCGGCCGUGGCUUCUGCGAUAAAGACUUCCGCCUUCAAUGCAGGAAUUGUCUGGAGCGCUUUACACACGAACGCCUUCGCUCUGGCAAAUUCUGCAACGACAUGAAGAAGCUCAUCCACGAUGAUGUUCCUUUGGGCGGUACAUGUCUAGGCCACGAAGGGAUACCUUAUACCGCCUUUGGAAAGCGAGACAUCACAUCCGAAGUCGUCAACGUCGUCUGCAACGAUUUGUUCAAGAAAGGCCUCAGCCAGACCAUCAUCAGUAAGCAAGCAUCCUCCACCCAAACCGUCAACGAGAUUCGCGACGCAGUGGAGGCAGCUAUGAACGAUCGCGCGUAUAUGCGUAAAGUACGGAGUAGCCAUUCCUAUCGCAUGCAGCGAUCCGAGCGCAUCGGCGUGAGGAAGAUAAUGUCUCGCUACUGGGAGAAUUCCUCUCCUUUCGCCCUCGAUCUGGUCGGAGCGGUGAUAAGACAAGGCUCUUUCGUCGAGAAGAUGCACAAUAUUGACUGGUUACAUUCACCCGCUUUGCCCUCCACCAUGGCCCGCCUGAUUAAAAAGUAUCAAGUCUUCCUGCAAAUCAUGGCUUCAACUCCAACGCGAAUGGCCGUUCCUACACUCGACGUGGAUCUUGCCUGGCACACACACCAACUCUCACCUCACGAAUACAUGAAAUUUACAGUCGAGCUGACUAGGCAAUUCAUCGACCACGAUGACAAGGUUGCGGAAACCAAGUUGAAUGAUUCUUUCGCCUGGACUUCGAAGACGUACCAGAGGAUGACCGGCCAGCCAUAUUCCGAAUGCACAUGCUGGUACUGCGAAGCCAUCCGCGAAAGCCAUACCUCCACCGCUUCUCGCCUCUUCAGUACCACCUCUGCCAGGGCAGAGGAGAUGCUUCACUCCUCUUCCCAAGAUCCUAGAAAAUCAGUCCACAUCUCCGCACACAAUGCCAUCCGACCCCGAGAUGCCUCGGAUCCCAUCUACUCCCGCGAAUCCAAAGCCCGCGCGGCAGAAUUGGAAAAGCACUACCUCAAAGCCUGCGAACGCGCCAAGAAGAAGGGCAGACCAGUACCCAAGAGAGAUGACUACUACUAUUCCGACGCCUGGGGCUAUCCUGUCUACAUCCCGGCUUACUCCCCUUACGUUGGCUUCAUCCCUUACGCGCCGAUGUAUUACCCCGUCACGCCGGGUUGUAUGGCCGUUGGGGCAGGCGCCAUAGGCAAUUGCUGCGCCGGGACAUGUGGUGGUGGAGUUGCUGCGGGAGCCUGUGGUGCAGGAGGCUGUAAGUUAUCCUACCGUCGUUCUACUAUGUGUGAGAUUUGCUAACGUCGUUUGAUGUAGGUGCUGGCGGCGCCGCUGGUGGUUGUGGCGGAGGUGGAGGCGGAGGCGGCUGUGGUGGUGGUGGUGGUGGUGGAGGCGGUGGUUGUAAGUCCUUCCCAUACUUUCGCUCCUUGAACAUGUUACACAUCGGCUAACAAUUGUGCUGUAGGUGGUGGUGGCGGCGGAGGAUAA